Messenger RNA from Dacryopinax primogenitus, 1237 nucleotides. RefSeq lists its product as uncharacterized. Gene Ontology annotation, molecular function: protein kinase activity; ATP binding. Bases 607 to 1071 code for a protein of 154 amino acids. Lineage: Eukaryota; Fungi; Basidiomycota; Dacrymycetes; Dacrymycetales; Dacrymycetaceae. The transcript is spliced from 4 exons. The record is from RefSeq and is a predicted model, not a curated record. Gene Ontology annotation, biological process: protein phosphorylation.
CGAGUUUGGAACCGACCCGAAUGGAACGCUCCUGCGGCUACGCAAACACUACCGGGACAGCUGUCGGCCACUCGCGAUGAAUGAGCGAUUUAUUUGCACUUGCCGUGCCGGAGGUUUACCUGGUUUGCAUCUGUUCGCAGUGGGCGACACCGAGCCCGUCCAGAUCGCUGUUCCCAAAAUGGCCAGCAUAAUGGCUGUGGCUUUCACAGCUGAAUAUCUACUUGUUCUGGAAGAUCAUCAUGUUCUGCUCUAUGACCUCACCAACGUCGACCGACGCGACACUCCAACCCUGCAUUGGGUUAGUCGCUUGGACCUGCUCUAUCUACAGGACAUAGCCGUUGGGCUCAAGUAUGGCGUGCCGAGCUGUGUGGGCACGCCGAUCCUGCAGUAAAUGCCCCCCCUGAAGCGAAUGAAAAACAUGUAGUCGUCAAGGUCUACGAUCCCGUGUAUUUUCCCGAGACGGAACACACGACAGCAGAAGACAUCUUCGUUCGAGAAGCGUGGGCAUAUGGCAGGUUAAAGCAACUUCAAGGCGCUUGUCUCCCGGUAUCGUAUGGAUUUUAUGAUUUCGUCCUUGACUGCGGGCGCGUUGUUCGCGGCCAUGUGAUGGUAUUUGUACCUGGAACGGCUCUUUCACGCGGUACUGGCCUCACUCAACCUCCGGUGACGGGCGAGGAACAGGACAUACGGAGGAAGAAGAUGGCUGAUUUCAUGAAUGCUGUCGACGCGAUACACGAACUUGGCGUGUGCCAUCGCGAUCUCAACGUUCGAAACGUCGUUGCAACAGAGGAAGGGAAUAGAGGGAGCUUUGUCAUCCUCGACUUUGGCACCGCCAGGCGUAUUGCACCGGAAAAGCCUCGUAGUGCAACGACCGCUACAUACGCGGACGAUGCCUAUGGAGCGUUUGACUGCCUGGGGGAAAUGGAGGAUUUUCGUGAGUUGCUUCCCUGGAUUCAACAGAUCCACUCCCGCGUCCGAUGGCUCCGCAUCUUUGCAGACCAUUGGAAAUGGAAUACGUUGAAUGGAGAGGCACUAUCGAGAGACGCAUGGAAAACCUUGGUAGGUGCCUAGUCUGAUGGCUCACUGUUGCCCACAGCUUAGGUGCUGUCAGCAACCCGCACACUGAUCUGGUUGGGUAGCACUUCUCUUGAUACCUAGCUAGUGUUUGAUAAGGUGUAUAUAGCAGGGUGCUCACUGUGCUACAGUGAGCAGCUAGGGUCUGACCACUGACAAGGAC